CGCAUUAGCAAUCCAACUUGCUUAUAAAUCACUUCGUAAGGCUGAACAAAGGACCUAACGGGAGCCACCAUGGGAUUAGCAAGCAUGUUACAGAUAGAUGAGAUGAUGGGCGAUUUCAAUAGAAUGAAUAAACGCCAGUCGCUCUACCAAGUGCUGAGUUUCGCUAUGAUUGUAUCCUCGGCGCUGAUGAUAUGGAAGGGUCUCAUGGUGGUCACCGGUAGUGAAUCCCCCAUUGUGGUGGUGCUCAGUGGCAGCAUGGAGCCGGCGUUUCAUAGAGGCGAUCUGCUCUUCCUUACCAACUUCAAAGAGGAGCCAGUGCGCGUAGGUGAAAUUGUUGUAUUCAAAGUGGAAGGACGAGACAUUCCCAUUGUGCAUCGUGUAAUAAAAUUGCACGAAAAGGAGGAUGGCACAGUGAAAUUCCUGACCAAGGGCGAUAAUAACAAUGUAGAUGACCGAGGAUUGUAUGCGCCUGGACAGAUGUGGCUAAUGAAAAAAGACAUUGUUGGCCGUGUUCGAGGGUUUUUGCCUUAUGUCGGCAUUAUUACAAUAUUCAUGAACGAAUAUCCUAGAGUGAAGUGGGCUAUACUCUCGGUUUUAGCAAUAUUUGUGCUACUCCAUCGGGAAUAGAACCA
Drosophila busckii is the source of this 632-nucleotide messenger RNA. Its product is annotated as signal peptidase complex catalytic subunit SEC11A-like. Gene Ontology annotation, molecular function: serine-type endopeptidase activity. The record is from RefSeq and is a predicted model, not a curated record. Lineage: Eukaryota; Metazoa; Arthropoda; Insecta; Diptera; Drosophilidae. Gene Ontology annotation, cellular component: membrane; signal peptidase complex. The transcript has a single exon. The coding region runs from base 70 to 627 and encodes 185 amino acids.